AUGGAACCACUGGCCGAGGCCAUCAGGAGUGUCACAGAGAGUUUUGGCGCGGCCAUCUCCAGCCUCAACGCAGUUCACCUGACAGAUACUGUGAUCCGCAGGAGUAAGAGGAUGAUGCUGGACACGUUGGGAGUGGGGCUCUUGGGGACCAGUACAGCGGUCUUCAGCAAGGCUCUACAGUACAGCCAGUUCUUCAAAUCAGUGGAGAGGAGCAGUGUGUGGGGAGGAUCUGGGAUGACACUGCCACCCCAGUAUGCUGCCUUCGCCAAUGGCAUAGCGGUGCACUCUAUGGACUUUGAUGAUACGUGGCACCCUGCAACCCACCCCUCUGGGGCGGUGCUCCCUGCCCUCCUGGCCCUGGCAGAGACUCUGCCCACCCAGCCAUCUGGCCUGGACUUGCUGCUGGCCUUCAACGUAGGCAUCGAGGUGCAAGGGCGACUCAUGAAGUUCUCCAAGGAGGCCCACAAUAUACCUAGAAGGUUCCACCCUCCUGCUGUUGUGGGAGUGAUGGGCAGUGCAGCAGCUUCAGCUAAGCUCCUAGCCCUCUCCCCAGCCCAGUGUGUCCACUCUCUGGCUAUCGCUGCCUCCUCCGCGGGGGCCCCCAUGGCCAAUGCAGCUACCCAGACCAAACCCCUCCACACUGGCAAUGCCGCCCGCAGAGGCCUGGAGGCCGCCAAGCUCGCCCAGCUGGGGCUGGAGGGAAGUCAGGCCAUCCUGGAUCUCGAGUCUGGCUUCGGGGUCUUCUACUCAGACUAUAGUCCCUCUGAGCUCCCUGGGACUAAUGAUGGUUGUGGUGGUGGGUUUCGAUGGGUUUUGGAGGAGCAGGAUGUGGCCAUCAAGCGCUUCCCGGCCCACCUGGGAAUGCACUGGGUGGUGGAUGCCGCCUUGGCAGUCCGGGCUAAGCUUGGAGCCUCCGGAGAACCUGACCUCUGUAAGGUCCAGAAGGUGGUGCUCCGAGUGCCUCCCUCCAGGUACAUUGACUGCCCCUUCCCAGCCAUGGAGCACCAGGCCAGGCAUUCAUUUCAGUUCAAUGCCUGCUCAGCCCUGCUGGACAACCAGGUGUCCGUGAACUCCUUCAGCGGGCCUCAGAUAGAAAGGCUGGCCUUGAGGGAGCUCCUGGCCAAGGUCAGAGUCGAGAACCCCCAAGACAACCACCCCAGCUUCGACAAGAUGUACUGCGAGGUGACAGUAGAGAUGGAGCAUGGGGAGAGUGUCACAGCCAGGUGUAAUACCUUCUACGGCCACUGGAGGAAGCCAUUGAGUCGGGAGGACUUAGUUGGGAAAUUUGAGGCGAACGCCUCCACUGUGCUUAGCCAAGAAGCUGUGGAGAGGGUUGUGGACUUUAUAGGGAAUAUAGAGAAGUGCCCGGACUGUACGGUGCUGGGGUCAUAUCUGCAGAUGAGCAGGCCGACAACCCAUCUCUUCAGAGAACACCUUGGCUAACCAAAAUCCCAGCACUCUCUCAGACCCCAUUUGCAUUAUCCCUCGUCGAACAGCCGUGACAGGAUUACAUUCCGAACACAGGCCUUGAAUUUAUUGCAAUUAUACCUGGCAUUAAAAUGCAUGCACUCUGGCUGCAUUGUGUUCGGAUCUCACUUUUUCCUCCCAUUUAUGCAACUUAGUUUGUGGUCACAAUUCAAGUAGUAGGCCUAAAUGAAAUAUAGCCUAUACAUCACAUGGUAUUCUGGUGCUUUCAUUGUUUUUUCAAAGGUCCAUUUCCAUUUUAUUAUGCUAGGCAUGACUGUAUUUGUACAGCAGACCAUCGGAUACAGUAUAUUCACCUCCAUUGGAUUUUUUCACAUUUUGUUGUGUUACAAAGUAGGAUAUAAUUGUCAUUUUUUUGUCACUAAUCUACACAAAAUAACUCAUAAUGUCAAAGUGAAAAGAAAAUUGUAUACAUUUGUACAAAUGAAUAAAAUUAAUCAUA
Messenger RNA from Salvelinus fontinalis (brook trout), 1927 nucleotides. RefSeq names its product aconitate decarboxylase 1 (gene acod1). Lineage: Eukaryota; Metazoa; Chordata; Actinopteri; Salmoniformes; Salmonidae. The coding region runs from base 1 to 1443 and encodes 480 amino acids. The record is from RefSeq and is a predicted model, not a curated record. The transcript has 5 exons. Gene Ontology annotation, molecular function: lyase activity.